Molecule: messenger RNA, 1260 nt
Organism: Erigeron canadensis
Lineage: Eukaryota; Viridiplantae; Streptophyta; Magnoliopsida; Asterales; Asteraceae
Product: protein OS-9 homolog
Exons: 8
Coding region: 68-973 (301 amino acids)
Biological process (GO): retrograde protein transport, ER to cytosol; endoplasmic reticulum unfolded protein response
Cellular component (GO): endoplasmic reticulum lumen
Source: RefSeq, a predicted model, not a curated record
AAGUAACAAAAAUAUAAAAACUUGGAAUAAAAACACAAACACAGUUUGGUUGUAGGUGAUAAUAGAUAUGGGUUGUAAAAAUAUGAUGUGCGUUUUUGUUAUAUUGAUCACUUUGUUCAAAUACGACGUCGUUGCAGCAGACCAGAUCUUCCCAACUCAUUCAGGUGGCUUAAGUCGCAGCUCUCGAGAACCAAAAUACGAUAUUGAGUUUCACACAGAAGAUUCACCAUUCCUUCCUGACGAUGAUCAAGAAUCUGUGGCCAUGCCAAAGAAGAACGGAGAAAAAUUUCUUUGUUACUUGCCUAAGGUGGAGAAAUCAAAGAGUGACAAGCCAACCAUACGUCAAAACACAUCCAGUUUGAUUUUGGAAACUGAAAAACGCUUCAAGUUGAAGACACCAGAUGAACUACUUGAAGCACUUAAAGACGAAUGCUUUAUAAGGCAAGAAGGAUGGUGGACAUAUGAAAUUUGUUAUCAAAAGAAGUUGCGUCAAGUUCAUCUGGAGGAUGGUAAGGUUGUUCAAGAAUUUGUAUUGGGUGAAUAUGAUGCCGAAGCUACAGCUGCUUACAACCGUAACGAAUCUAACAUUUCAACUUUGAAAGAUCCUCGUUCGAAAGAUGCAUCACAAAGGUAUCAUGCUCAUCAAUACACAAAUGGAACCAUGUGUGAUCUUACAAAUGAGCCUCGAGAAACUGAGGUGAGAUUUGUUUGUUCUGAACCUAGAGCUAUGAUUAGUUCUAUCACCGAGUUAUCAACUUGUAAAUAUGCACUCACAAUUCAGUGCCCAAUGCUUUGCAAACACCCGUUGUUCCAAGAAGAAAGACCAGUUUGGUAUACAAUCAACUGCAAUCCACUCUCGAAAGAUUACAAACAACCAAAUGCAGAGGAUGACACUCUGGAUCGUAGGAUUGCAAUGAUAACUAAUAAGGAAUCGUCAUCGUCCAGGCCGGUUUCAGAAGAAUAUGCAACAUAAAGAUGUAUGCACGUUGAAUCCCAAUUUUCACAUCAAAUUAGCAAACAGAAAAAUGUGGUGGUUUCCUGAUAGUUUUGAUCAUUUAUUAGUACUUAUGGUACAGUUUUUUCUGACUAUAUAGUAAAGUCCGUGGAAGUUGACGCAAACACAACUCAUGCUGUGUGAUUAUAGGUUAAUGUUAUUGCACCCUGUUGUUUUAUUAUCAAGAAAAGCGGAUAGAUAUUGUAGUUGUAUUUAUAUAGCAUGUAGUUUAAACAGCUGGAUAAUAUGGUGCGAACUUUUCGUUU